Molecule: messenger RNA, 4312 nt
Organism: Melanotaenia boesemani (Boeseman's rainbowfish)
Lineage: Eukaryota; Metazoa; Chordata; Actinopteri; Atheriniformes; Melanotaeniidae
Gene: cracdla
Product: cracd like a
Exons: 10
Coding region: 391-3255 (954 amino acids)
Source: RefSeq, a predicted model, not a curated record
CCAACUGGAGCUUUAUUUUUUCCCUCUACUCUCAUUUCUAGGCCUAAAAUCAGGUUAGCGUUUUAUAAGGAGCUUAGCGCAGAGGGCCACAGUGUGCCACUAAUGUAAUAGAGUAUCCCUCCCUCUCCCUCUCUCACACAUUCUCAUCUGUCCUCUUUUCGCUAUGUGCAUUUGCUUAUCCUGUCAUGCAGUGACCUUCUCCCUCUCUUUCUUUCUUUUCUCCCCGCCUGUUUUCCCACGUCUCCUUUGCCUCUAAAUCUACAGAUGUUACAACGUAAGCCGGAGGUUUAAACAUUAGAGCUGUGACACAGCUGAGAGCUCCGUGUGGAGAGGGGGACAAACUGGAGGGAGAGAAAGAGAGGUGCUGGCUUUGUCAUCUGGUUCAAACCAAUGGAGUCUUUCUUUGGACAUACAGAAGAAAGCACAGAGGAUGCUUCAGGGCGUAAAAAGUCCAGGAUCAAGUCUUUGAAAACUCGCCUCUUCGGGAGAAGUAAGGGAGCAAGUGCAGAGGGGAAUACCAAACUCAGCCAGUCAGCCAGUGACAUAACUGUUGGAAAAGGACUGGGAUCUGUUGAAGAUUUGGCAUGUCCCCAGGGAAUGAUGGGAUCGCGAGCAUUGUCCCAUGACAGCAUCUUUCUAGCAGAUCAGGUCCUGACAGACACCGAACCAACCAGGGUUUUAUCCCAAGAAAAUGUUCACAGCAAGAUUAAGGCUCUGCAGGUGAAACUUCAGCUUCAGAAACUGCAUUUCGGUCCACCACCUAUGGUUCUGCCAGCCAGACAUACAGAGGAACUGGAAAGCCAUUCAGAAGACAGCCUUUUCCACAUUUCAGAUGAUACAUCAACAGAGGGAAUCCUCAACAGGACAACAUCUCAGCCAGCUUCUAGUGCACUGUCACCCAUCCCCAAAUCUGCACCAACCAAAUCUCUGCCCCAAACUCCAUUGCAUCCAUUGUCUUUUCCCACCCAGCCAAAUUCUUCUGCUUCUACUGUUGAGGCACCAUUAGACUUUAGUACACCAGCCCAGUUCACUGCCUCUUUAGAUAUUUCUGCUGCACGCCACCGAAUGUCUGUCAAACCCAGAAAUCAGAGGGCCAGCACUAAGAAGAAGGUCUCCUCGCUGAGUCAAUCUGAGUCUCCUUUAAACACCCUAAACAACAUCAGUGUCCCUGAGCCUGUAAAAGAGCAAGAGCAGCUUGCUGCUCAAAAGGAAGAAACAGUGGAGGCAGAAAAAGAAGUAGUCGACAUUCCCCAGCACCUUCCAUCAAAAUCUGCAGAGGUGUCGCCAGUCUCAGCAGGGGAAGCACCUGAACUUUCCAGCCAAAGUUUUUCCCAAAAGAACCACAAUCUUCCUGGGACAGGCACGUCUCAGGUGCUGAGAGCUAGGUCUCAAAGACAUGUGGCUACAGCAUCCAGUGGACGACCACACUCAUCCUUCAUAGAGUCAGAAAUGAGUGAAAAAAGAGAAGCAUUUUUAGAGAAACAAGAUAUGCCCUACAAUAAGAGAAGUAGUCUUAAGAAGACUGGAAUGACUGAAAUCUCCUCUGAACAGUUACCCCGUACCUCCAGGUCCUAUUCUGCUAACCAGCAGCUUCAUGGUGAGGGUGAAACCACAAGAGGACCUCGAUCAGGGAGUUUUGUAGGAGUGCCGGAAGAGAUUGAAGCCACGCGUAAGACUUUUGAGGGAAAAGAAGAGAAAAACAUAAGGGAAAAGGAGGAACUUAAAAGUGUACAACCUAGGGGUAACCCAUGUUUUGUGCCACCAAAAAGCUCUGCCAUUCCAUGGGACAGGAAGGACAGCCUCAAAAAGACAGAAUUUGCAACAGCAUCCAAAAAUGUACCCACCGAUGUAGGCGCUUUAAAAGCAGAGGAGUUGGAUAGCAGACAGGAGCUGGUUGAGGAGGCAGAGGCCAGGGAAGUUCAGGAGGAGCAAGGAAAGACAACAUUUGGGAUUAAACUGCGUGCCACAUCUCAGUCGCUGAAAUUGCGGUCUGAAACAGCUUCUAACCAUCAUUCAAAGACAAGUCUGUGUGAGGACCAAAGUGACAAACAGAAAAAACAGGAAAUAAGUGACAGUGCCAGUCGGAUGUCUGAAAAGCUGCCAGCAAACACAUCGUCAGCACCCAGACCAGAUCCAAUCACGUGUGGCAUCUUCCCUCCAGCAAAGCUUAACACUCCACCUUCCAACCCCGUGCUCACUGAAGUCCAAAAGACCUCCUCCAUCCCCAAAGAAGCAGAAACCACACCUCAGGAGUCUGAGCCUAGCCCCCAAAAGUCAUCAUCUGAGGUGUCCUGGAUGAGUCUGGCAAUGGAAAAAACCAGAAGCCUCCAACAGCUUUUCAGUAGCAGAUUUCCCAGAGAUUUUACAGGCGUGCAAACCCCUGCUCAGCCACAAACACAAGUACCACCUACAGGUCAAACGGAGAUGGCUGGGACGUUGCAGGCUGUUAAACCAUCAACAGUGGCAAUGCAACAGAAAACAACAGUGUUACCUCCUGUUCAGUCAGGUACACCUAGAGAAUCACAAAUGUCUAAACAAACCAAUGAAAGCCUGUUGCUUCCCCGCACAACUCAUUCUGCAUCUCAUCCAGUUGUUGAGACCAUUCCAUGGACAGCUCAGUCUCCCCUGCGGUCCUCUUCACAAACAGCAUCCACAUCACAGCCUCUUGCCCAGAAUUAUCAUUCCUCAGGCCGGCAACAACCUUCCUGGAACAAUCGAGGCUUCCAGACUGGCCCCCAGCUCAAGUCCACAACUUCAGCUUCAGUCUCAUCAGCUGCAGUAGCUACUUCAGAUUCAGCUUCAGGAAAAGGAGAACGCGAAUCCACAGUACAAAAAGAUGGCCCCUCUCCUUCUAUCGUAAGAGCAGAUCGGACUGGUUCGGUGGUCGACAGGGCUGCAUUUCUGGAGAAAAGGGCAGAAUGGGGAGCUUCACCUUUAAUCAAGGGGGUGGAAUUGAGGAAAGUUCAAACAGAGGUCCAGACAUCAGAUGACCACCUCUCUCCUGCAAAAAACACACUGACAAGCAAAAAAUCAUUGGCAGACGGAAGACAAGGGACAAAAUCUGCAGAAUCAAGUCCCACAAAAAUUCCAGAAAAGCCGCUCGAGGUUAAAUGGUUGCGUAAAAAUGUGGGGUCUUCUUCAUCGCCUUCAUCGUCACCCAUACAGCUGCAAUCCAUGUCGGAGAGCAGUCAGCCCUCUUGGAUGGAAAUGGCAAAGAGGAAGUCAAUGGCUUGGAGCGAUAAGACUAUGGACUAAGAAGGAAAACAGAGUGAACAAUUCAGGGUUUGGGAACAAAACCACAGAUGACCCCAACAGCAGGCUUGACACUACCAAACACUACCUUUAUUGAGGUUAAUAUAUUGAAUGUAGAGACUGUCAGAGAUCUGCUGAUUCAACUCUCUGGUAAAUUUUAAGCUGGCUUUGCUUUUGUUUAAUUGUAAAGUAUUCAUUUAUUGAGAAAGACAGGAAGAGUAUUUGCAGUAUUUACUGAAAAUUCCACUUCAAUAUAAAGUUUCUUAAUGUUUAAUGUAAUUUUGCCUUUUACUGAUGUAAAGACUUUAAAGAAAAAAUAGAUAUAAAUUUUGUUGUCAUGCAUCUUAAAAAUGAACAAGAAAAUAUAUAUAUAUAUUACAAUACUUUAAUGUUUAAUUUUAUCCCCUUAAAUGGUGUGGAAGUGUGAAAGACCGCUAGAUAUCCAGAGAAUGUGGAUUAAGAAUGAAGUAAGAAGAACAAAGUCUGAAUCUCUGAUUGCUUAAUCUACCAUUGUUGUCUCAGGAAACUCAGUUUUACUUAUUUGGUCUACAGCGCCACCUGCAGGUCAAAUCUAAGCAUUGCCCCAGUAUUAUUGUAAAUAAGGCAUUUGCUCUCUUGAUCUGAAACCUACUGUACAGCCUUUUUCCAAAAUAGAAACUCAGGAAUAAAUAAGAUAAUUUACAGAUAAAGAUGCAAUCAUGAAAUAUUGAAAUUAGCCAUACAGAAAAGAUUUUGGGCAUAAAAGUUGUUACAACAUGAAAUGGAAACUGAACAUAGAAAGUAAAUAAGAUCGUACAACCCGAAGCACAGCAGCUAGCAGUGAAAGACUUCCUCGAAAGUCAUGUUUAAUCCACGUUUUCACAGCUACAGCCAAUAAAGUUAAUUUGAAAAAUGAAAUCCAUGCACCACCCAAAGACUUACACUGUUAUUGCAAGGGCAGGGAAUGAAGUGGGACAAAACACAAGUGGUGAAUAUUAAGAUUUCUCUGUGCAUUCAGUUUGUGUGGUACUUAAAAGACCUGUAGGUCUUCUGUGUGUGUGUAGAAAAACCCAUUAAAAUA